AUGGCGGACGAUGCAUCGAGCAGUAGCGGUUGCGCCGGUAAUUUAGUGGAUAACUCAAUAAAUCAAGAUGAGUUGAUAAUGAAACAGCAACGAGAAAUAGAAAAAGAGAUAUCAGAGUCAAUACCGCUUGUCGGAGAGCUGGAGGACUUGUCAUCACUAGAAAAGGAAUACAAUGAAGAUCCAGUGUACCUCGCAAAAGUAAAAGAUCUCUCUUCUAAAUAUAAAUAUAUAAGGAGGACACGGCCUGACGGGAACUGUUUUUUCCGAGCGUUUUCUUACGCUUAUUUGGAGCACUUGCUCAGAGAUAAGGCCGAGUACGAAAAGUUCUAUGAAAUAGCAAAGACCUCGAAGGAUAUUCUCGUUGCUUUAGGCUUCUCACAGUUUACAGUCGAAGAUUUUUAUGAGACGUUCAUGGAAGUUGUUAGCCGAGUGGGUGAGCAGGCUGCGGGUCAGCCAGACACAUUGGAGGAUGUUCGCACUGAGUUGCAUGAUAAAUUCAACAAGCAGGGCUACUCUGACUACAUUGUUGUAUACCUGCGCCUUAUCACCUCAGGCCAACUUCAGACACAACACGAGUUUUAUCAGAAUUUCAUUGAGGGCCCCAGGACUGUGACCGAAUUUUGUAGACAGGAAGUAGAGCCUAUGUACAAGGAGUCUGACCACAUCCACAUCAUAGCUCUGAGCAAUGCUCUUAAUGUUGGAGUUAGAGUCAAGUAUAUGGACCGCGGUGAAAGUAACCAGGUAAUAGCACAUGACUUCCCAGAGGGUACGAAGCCACUGGUGCACUUGUUGUACCGGCCUGGCCACUACGACAUCUUGUACAAGUGAUUGCCCUAUGACCGCUCUUAUUUAUAAUACAUUGUGAUGAUGCUGAUACC
Molecule: messenger RNA, 878 nt
Organism: Hyposmocoma kahamanoa
Lineage: Eukaryota; Metazoa; Arthropoda; Insecta; Lepidoptera; Cosmopterigidae
Product: ubiquitin thioesterase otubain-like
Exons: 5
Coding region: 1-828 (275 amino acids)
Biological process (GO): protein K48-linked deubiquitination
Cellular component (GO): nucleus
Molecular function (GO): ubiquitin binding; cysteine-type deubiquitinase activity
Source: RefSeq, a predicted model, not a curated record